This is a messenger RNA of Clupea harengus (Atlantic herring), 1006 nucleotides long. RefSeq lists its product as uncharacterized. The record is from RefSeq and is a predicted model, not a curated record. Lineage: Eukaryota; Metazoa; Chordata; Actinopteri; Clupeiformes; Clupeidae.
UAUUUCACAGAACUUAGUAUCACGUCAUCACGAGUAUCUUGGGUAGUGCCUGUGCAUACAACUUGUUUGAGACAAAAACAGGGAAAGUCUGGAAUAGGCCUUUCACCAUGAUCCUGCUGGUGGUGUGUGCUUUGGCUGCUGUUUCUUUGGCAACAAGACCAGCUCCGCCUGAGCCCUUCUGCACUAAACCUGGAUGCAUGGCAAGCAUCAAGUGCUGGACAGACUGGAUGGACUGUGACAACCCAACGGGAACUGGAGACUGGGAGACUAUCAGUAAGCUGAAGAAGUACUACCCCAAGAACAUGUGCCCCAACCCCACCGCCAUCGAGGUGGCAACUGUGGAUGGCAUCAGCCUGGCGGAUGCAGGCAAUGUGUUUUAUGCGAACGAUCACAUCACUGGCCUCAUCUGUAAGAACGCAGAUCAGGAGAAAUGCUUCUGCCGGGACUACAAAGUCCGUUUUGUCUGCUACCCUCCAUUCUGUGGCAACCAGAAACUGUGCUGGACAAAGUGGUAUGAUCGUGACAAUCCCUCCGCUACUGGUGACUGGGAGCUGCUGAAGACCCUGCGGAAGGAGAACCCUGGUGAGAUCUGUGCCAAUCCAAACGCCAUUGAGAGCAGGACUGUGGACACAGACACUCCUGCCACCGUGACUGGCCAAGACUUCCUCCACUUCUCUCCAGCAACUGGUUUCGUAUGCAAGAACGGCCCCAAACAAAAGUGCCGGGACUACAAAGUCCGGUUUGCGUGUCCUUGUGGGCCUGUCUUGGCAGAACUGGCUGUUGAGAGAGACGAAUCUUGAUCCAUUGGAGAUAAUAUUCCAUAAUAUCUCAAGGGUGUGAGAUUGUUCAAUGGGUACUUUCCCCAGUAGUGUAGCAGUGAUAACUGAGAUGUUUUUCUGUAACAGCAUCGACAUCUAACAUCUGUUGUUGUGUUUCCCCAUAUUGUGCUGACUUGAUGGUUUAAAAGUCAACAAGUAUGCAGAGAAAUAAUAAAACUAGAACUUCA